Molecule: messenger RNA, 1095 nt
Organism: Lottia gigantea (owl limpet)
Lineage: Eukaryota; Metazoa; Mollusca; Gastropoda; Lottiidae
Exons: 2
Coding region: 1-1095 (364 amino acids)
Biological process (GO): G protein-coupled receptor signaling pathway
Cellular component (GO): membrane
Molecular function (GO): G protein-coupled receptor activity
Source: RefSeq, a predicted model, not a curated record
AUGGAUAACUACACAGAAGAAUUUAUGAACGACACUUACUUCCGCGUCAAUGAUUGCGAGAGUUCCUUAAAUAAAUAUAGUGUAGCGACAAUUUUAACAAACAGAGUGCUGCCAAUCGUGGUCUUAGGUGGAAUUCUUGGAAUCAUUCUAACUGUCAUAGUUCUGAGACGCAAAACAAUGUGUACAUCCACAAACUGUUACUUAACUUCAUUGGCAUUUGCUGAUUUGCUCUUUUUAGUUUUGUUAUCACUCCAGUUGCUGAUAGAGAGAAUAGUCGGAUGUGACUUUUAUUCUCAAGAAAAGUAUAUAGUAAUACAUCACUAUGGAAAUAUAUUCCAGAAUUCAGCUCAUAUAACAUCUGUGUGGAUUACAGUCAUGUUAGCUGUAGAGCGCUAUAUUGCUAUCUGUUAUCCACUAAAAGCAAUGGCUAUUUGCACUAUUAACCGUGCAAGAUGUAUGAUAGCAAUACUUGUCAUUUCGGCAUUCAUGUGCAGAAUUCCCAAUUUUUUUGACAUGACGCCUACAAUUCACAAAACUAAUGGAAGCUGGAUUGUAGAAUGGAACUGGAAUUUCGAUGCCUAUAACAUUGCAUUGCAUACAUUUAUUGUAGAUUGUGUUUUGACUGCGAUCCUGCCGUUUAUUGCAUUAACCAUUCUGAAUAUCAGGUUAAUAUUAGAGAUUCACAAAUCAAGUCGUUAUCUGCGCUAUCAUCUUGCUGCCGAUUCUAAUGUUCAAACUGUUAUAUCUAGAGAGCAGUUAAAAAUAACAGUCAUGUUACUUAUAAUAAUACUUGCUUUCUUUCCUUGUCAAGGUCCAACCAUAUUUUACCAUGCUGUCGAAGCUAUUUAUAAAAGAUUCAAAGUAACCGAAUCUGAUAAAAUAUUCGGCGAUGAAAAAUCUUACAGUCAAUUUUUAGCUGCUGCAAGAAUACUCCUCGCCCUGAAAUCAUCACUUAAUUUCAUCAUCUAUUGUUGGUUUAGUGAAAAAUUCUGGAAUACUUUCAAAAGAAUCUUUUGUUUAAGGUAUUGUUUACCAAAACAACUUCCCAAACGUAAUGAUUGCAUACAUAUUCGUGAAUUUCCUGAAUUAUCUUAA